This is a messenger RNA of Ostreococcus lucimarinus CCE9901, 1328 nucleotides long. RefSeq lists its product with no specific name. Bases 21 to 1328 code for a protein of 435 amino acids. Gene Ontology annotation, molecular function: nicotinamide-nucleotide adenylyltransferase activity; ATP hydrolysis activity. The record is from RefSeq and is a predicted model, not a curated record. The transcript has a single exon. Gene Ontology annotation, cellular component: cytoplasm; nucleus. NCBI's taxonomy places the organism in Eukaryota, Viridiplantae, Chlorophyta, Mamiellophyceae, Mamiellales, Bathycoccaceae.
GCCGCGUCGCGCGCGCGCCGAUGGAGCCCGGAAUCCGCGCCAUCGUGGAGACGAUCCACGCGAGCAAGGUCAGGGCGGUGCUGCACGUCACGGGCGGCGGGGCGCGCGCGCUCGGGUGGCUGACGAGCGUCCCGAGGUGCUCGAACACUUUAUUGGACGCGCGCGUGCCGUACGCGCGCGAGAGCGCGCUCGAGACGCUCGGGAGGGCGACGGACGAUGACGUGGAAUCGUACUGCUCGCGGGAAGUCGCGGAGGCGCUGGCGAGCGCGGCGUACGCGAGGGCGGUGCGACACGGAAGCUCGCGAGCGACGGCGUCGGCGAGCGACGCGCGAGCGACGACGGGCCUCGGCGCGACGUGCGCGCUGACGACGGAGGACGUCGUCAAACGAGGCGACCACAGAUGUUUCGUGGCGGCGAAGACGCUGGGGCGGAUGACGACGUACGAGAUGCGAUUGGAGAAGACGAGCGGGCGCUCGCGGUUCGACGAGGAGGGCUGCGCGUCGCGGUUGGUGUUGCGAGCGCUGUACGAGGAAGCGAGGCGGAGCGUCGAUGACGCGGACGCGGACGCGGGUGUAGAUUUAGUGCGAGAAGUUCUGAGCGAACGCGAGUUCGACGAGGUUUCGGUGACGACGAUGGAGGAUUCGGCGUACGCAAACGCGAGCGACGCUCGCGCCGUCGUCGAGCGGUGGUUGGCGGAGGACGACUCGUCGACGAGCGGUGCCACCACCGCGGCGCCGAUGAUUUUGGAAUUCACGGGGGGCGUGCUCACCGCAGUGGGCGCCACGCGUGCGAACGUCGUGUUGAGUGGGUCGUUCAACCCUUUGCACGACGGCCACCGCGACUUGCUCGCCGCGGCGACGGCGACAAAGCCCCCGGGCGCGCUCGGCGCGUACGAAAUCGGCGUCACGAACGCCGACAAGGGGACGCUCUCCAUAGACGAGAUCAUGCGUCGACUCGAGCAGUUCUCCACCCCCGGCACGGUGUGUUUACUCACCAAAACCCCACUCUUCGUGGACAAGACCCGCGCCGCCCCCGGCGCCGCCUUCGUCGUCGGCGCCGACACCGCCGCGCGUCUCCUCGACCCCAAAUACGCCGGCUCCGACGCCGCCCUCGACGAAUCCCUCAACGAAAUCCGAGCCAACGCGUGCGAUUUCCUCGUCGCCGGCCGCGUCGACCGCGUCUCUCGCGCCUUCGUCCCCGCCGCCGACGUCCUCGCCGCCGCCGCCGCGCGCCGCGCCGCCGACCUCUUCGCCGCCCUCCCGUCUUUUCGCGUCGACGUCAGUAGCACCGAAAUCCGGAACGCCGCGCGCGAUUCCGGUCGCGAUUAA